Messenger RNA from Acaulospora morrowiae, 966 nucleotides. The record is from the annotation of a GenBank genome assembly. NCBI's taxonomy places the organism in Eukaryota, Fungi, Glomeromycota, Glomeromycetes, Diversisporales, Acaulosporaceae.
AUGCCUUCAUCCACCGUUAGAGUAGUCUCUCAACUUAAUUUCACAGAAACUUUAAAACUAUGUUUUGGUUUCUUUUGGUGUGGCUUAAGAGACUCCUUCGCUUUACCAACGAGCCUGAUCAUUAUCUACGGAUCCAAUACGAUCCGAAAUCGUACUUUAAAGUGUUUUACCCUAAACGGUGUACUUUUCUUGGGGAGUAUAUUCUUCUUCAACCGUAUUACCCUACCAAUAAUACAUUUUAUCCUGGGAACGUCACUCUUCACGUCGAUUCGCGGAAGUAAUGAGCAUUCCCCAUUCAUCGUCAAUUUUCUGGAUAAGACCGCGGCUUUGAUGUAUCAAUUAUGCUGGGUAUAUCCAAUAUUUCUUCUCAGUUUUGCAUUGAAUGCUAUGUGGUAUCAAGAAAUAGCCGAUCACGCUUACCGACAACUGUAUGGUCGACCUAUAGAUUCGAAGCUAACGUAUACUAGACUAUUGCAAAAUGUAGCCAAUGACAUCUAUCGAGCCAUAUUAUUCAUGAAUUAUCUGACAGUGGCCACGAUAGCCUAUGCUAUUCCCGUAUUUGGCCCAUUGAUAUCGUUCAUGUAUUUCUGCUGGAUAUACGCUUACUAUAGUUUCGAGUAUAAAUGGGUUAAUCAAGGGUGGACGUUGCAACAACGCAUAGAUUAUUUUGAAGAAAGAUGGUCUUACUUUGCCGGCUUCGGUAGACACCUCUUCUGUCCUAUUCAAAAUGCCGAAUUCAAUCACUUUUUGAGCGCAGGAGUAUUUGCUCUCCUUUUUCCACUUUAUAUAAUUAUGGCUAACAACGCACUCCCUUUGCCGAGAAGAAAUGAGAGCGCUCGAUUCUCGUCAUUGGUACCAUAUAAACUGAGAGUUUUUGGAGUGUCCAUGAAAUUGAAUGAUAAGAUAAUCAACUGUAUUCGCGGAAAACAGGCAAAGGUGUCGCGCACAAAGAUAAAAAGAACAUGA